UUGUAGGUAAUAGUGCAGUACGCAAUAUCUGAACAGUGAACGACUGUUACCUACUAAAUUAAUUCCAAAAUCUGAAUAAUAAACAAGUGAAAUACCAUUUUAAAUACAGAAAUAUAUGCUUAAUUUUAUAUUAUUUACAGUAAUGAUAAAAACAAUUUUUAACUGUGUUUAAUUUUCUACGAUUUGUUUGGUAAUUUCUUCCAGCUAUUAGUCAACAUGUCAUCGAAUAAUCCAGAUAAAUGGAACGAAGGUCUUUCGGACGAGCGUCUUACUGUUUUGAUGUCCCCUUUUAAAAAUAGAGAAGUAAAUGAAGUAAAUUACGACAAUAAGAUGCGAUUUUGGAAAGACGCUAUAUUAACUGAAAGCAAUCGGCGACAUCGAUGUUCGUUUUCUAUAAAUGAUUUGAAAACAUGGUUUGUUUACAAAGGACGAUCACCAGUAUGCUUACUGAAUGUUCUGGAAGAUAUGUUUAGGGAAAAUACAAUUAAAUCCAAGUCUGAAUUUGAACAAAUACAAAAUCAAAACAACAGCACCUGGUCGAAUUGGGCUGUUAACACGUUGGUUAAAAACCCACUAUCAUGGUCUGUCGGUUUGGUGAAACAGUCUAUCAUUUCACCAACAAGACCUGUUGACGAUAACAUCGAGUAUGUUAGUUUACAGCUGGUCGAGAAUCAAGCAAAUGAACUAUUUAGUGUAUUGGCAGUAACUGAGAAAUCUCAAAUUUUAUUUAUGGACGACAUACAAAAACGUCUUUGCCAAUUGUGGAACACUAACAUUUCAAUGGGAAACACAGAGUUAAUAGUACAUUCAUUAGAAAUCCGUAACAAAGCUUAUGUAGAGCGAGGAGAACAUCUAGUAGCUAAUAAAACUCUGGUAAAAAUUCCCGGAUUCGGUAAGAAUGUUGAACCUAUUACGGAAUUAGAAAAAAACUUUUUCAAAUUGAAAGAAGCCGAAAAAAUUUUAAUCGGUGAAAUUAGCAAUUUAGACAACGAUAAAGAUUCUCUUGUCAAAGAAGCGAAAAUGUAUCUUGCUAAAAAUAUGAAAUCUAUUGCACUAUCAUCGUUACGCAAAAAAAAAGAAAUUGAACGACGAAUAGAAAAGCAACUACAUUCACUCGAUAAUGUACAAGCCAUGAUUUCAAGAAUAGAAGAAUCGAAAUACAAUUCUGAAGUAUUAAAAUCGUAUGGAAAUGGACUUGCCGCGUUAAAACUCACAGCCAAAGAUACUGGUUUAACAAUUGACAAUGUCGACGAAACCAUGGCAGAAUUAGCAGAGGCAAUUGAAGAACAUAAAGACAUACAGUCAGCACUUGGUCGGCACAUAGUCGACGACAAACAAAAUGAUAAUGAACUCGAGGAUGAAUUAGCCAAUCUAUUAGGCGCCGACGAAUCGACUGUACCACAAACGGAACACAAGCGUGUUGUUCCUGAUCUACCAGAAGUACCGGACAACAGUUUCGAAGUUGAAGAAGAAAUGGAUCUUGAUCAUAGAUUACAAAUGUUAAGAGAUCACUGAUUAUUUAAUAUUGUGUAAGAUUCGGCCUUACGUGGAACACAAUGUACUUUUGUGUUAAUUUUUUUUUUGUGUAAUAUAAUGCCAAUUUAUAAUUUA
Adelges cooleyi (spruce gall adelgid) is the source of this 1611-nucleotide messenger RNA. Its product is annotated as charged multivesicular body protein 7. Gene Ontology annotation, cellular component: ESCRT III complex; cytoplasmic side of plasma membrane; multivesicular body. Bases 217 to 1515 code for a protein of 432 amino acids. The transcript is spliced from 8 exons. Gene Ontology annotation, biological process: vesicle budding from membrane; late endosome to vacuole transport via multivesicular body sorting pathway. NCBI's taxonomy places the organism in Eukaryota, Metazoa, Arthropoda, Insecta, Hemiptera, Adelgidae. The record is from RefSeq and is a predicted model, not a curated record.